Messenger RNA from Oikopleura dioica, 1047 nucleotides. NCBI's taxonomy places the organism in Eukaryota, Metazoa, Chordata, Appendicularia, Copelata, Oikopleuridae. The record is from the annotation of a GenBank genome assembly.
AUGGACGGCCUCGCAGCGGAAGACCCAAUGAACCGCGCGCUCACCGCUCAGAAAAAUUUCUACUCGGCCUUGGAUUUCUCUGGACAAGGAUCGGACCUGGGCCACAGCGGAGUGAACCAACUCGGAGGAGCCUUCGUCAACGGCAGACCACUUCCUGACUCGCGAAAGGGUUCAAAAUCCGACACAGCUAAAAACGUCUGCAACUCCGACAACAUCCCUUCCGUAUCCUCGAUCAACCGAGUCCUCCGAAACUUCCAAAACGAAAAGAUGGUCCGCGAGUCUCCCCAGAGCUCGCUCUCCUGGUCUCCCGAAGCAGCCAAUUCUAGCUGGCCCUUCGCGGCAAAUUCCUCCUUCGGCGACGUUGGACCCACUUCUGCUGAUUCCACAAAAGACACAUCUGCCUCGUCCAUCAGUACAUCUGACGAAGAUAGGGUGAAAGAAGAUCCAGACAUUCAGGCACGACUUCAGCUAAAACGAAAGCUUCAGCGAAAUCGAACUUCCUUCACUCAGCAGCAAAUCGAGUCGCUGGAAUCGGAAUUCGAACGCACCCACUAUCCUGAUGUCUUUGCGCGGGAACGACUCGCGUCGAAAAUUGGCCUGCCGGAAGCUAGAAUCCAGGUCUGGUUCUCGAACCGCCGCGCGAAGUGGCGCCGCGAGGAGAAAAUGCGAAAUCAGCGGCCGAAUACGACAUCCGCCGCACACUCGAACAGUUACUACCCGGCAAUCAAAACAGAACAUUCCACUGGAAGUAGCCCAGUUUCAGGCUAUCCUGCCAUGUCGGGCGGCAUUGGCGCUGGCAUUCCUAAUCCGUCGGCAGCAGUCAGUGAUGUAGUCAAUACAGGAGCCUACUCUGGCAUGCAUUCUAUGGCUCAGAAUUCUAGUGGCGCGGCUUACGAUCCGUCCUACAGCUGCAUGCUCAAUUCUGCAUUCAGCUCAUACUCAGGCAACCAAGCUGAUUUGCUGCAGAAUCUGAUGACCCCUGGUCUCUCCAUGGCGCAAAAUUUGGGAAGCCACCAGUCUCACGAGCUCUACUGGCCCUACAGAUAA